This is a messenger RNA of Physcomitrium patens, 1157 nucleotides long. Its product is annotated as small ribosomal subunit protein eS4z. Gene Ontology annotation, biological process: translation. Gene Ontology annotation, cellular component: ribosome; cytosolic small ribosomal subunit. Lineage: Eukaryota; Viridiplantae; Streptophyta; Bryopsida; Funariales; Funariaceae. The record is from RefSeq and is a predicted model, not a curated record. Gene Ontology annotation, molecular function: structural constituent of ribosome; RNA binding.
GGUGAUCGAAGACCGCCCAUCGUAUCGCUCCUCCCAAAACCCUAGCCAUGACGAUUGUGAAGUCUCUUCGCAGCACGAUUUGUGUGCACUCUCUCGCGCCGGACCGCCAUCCCUCGCCCUCGUGCGGGUUCUUACUCCGCCUCGCCACGAUGGCUCGCGGUUUGAAGAAGCAUUUGAAGAGGCUCAAUGCGCCCAGGCACUGGAUGCUUGACAAGUUGGGUGGUGCCUUUGCCCCCAAGCCAUCUCCUGGACCACACAAGGAGAGAGAAUGCUUGCCUCUGGUGGUUAUGCUGAGGAAUAGGCUGAAGUAUGCGUUGACCUACCGUGAAGUUGUUGCUAUUGUCAUGCAACGCCUUAUUUCCAUUGAUGGCAAGGUCCGUACUGACAAGUGCUACCCAGCAGGGUUCAUGGAUGUGAUAUCCAUUGCCAAGACGAACGAGAACUUCCGGUUGUUGUAUGACAACAAAGGUCGUUUCACCCUGCACAACAUCAGCGCCGAAGAAGCCAAGUACAAGCUGUGCAAGGUCAGGUCUGCUCAGUUUGGAGACAAGGGCGUACCACACAUUACCACUUUCGAUGGCCGGACCAUUAGGUACCCGGACCCCCUUAUCAAGGCCAACGAUACUGUCAAGAUCAAUCUUGAGACUGGAAAGGUUGUUGAGUUCAUCAAGUUCGAUAUUGGCAACAUUGUUAUGGUGACUGGAGGGCGUAACAGAGGGCGUAUUGGUGUGAUUCAACAUCGUGAGAAGCACAAAGGAAGUUUUGACAUCAUCCACGUAACUGAUGCAACUGGACAGCAGUUUGCCACCCGCAUGGGGAAUGUGUUCACUGUUGGUCAGGGCACCAAGCCCUGGAUCACCCUACCUCGUGGCAAGGGUAUCAAGCUUUCAAUUGUGGAGGAGGCUAAGAAGCGAGGUCAAGCUCUCAAGGCUGCUGCCUAAAUGUAGUUUGAGUUUCACUGUGACUAGUGUUAUCAUCUCAUAGCGGAGCUAUGUGUAUGGUCAUUGGUAAGAAAGUCAUAUUUUUUAUUCUUCAGAAUUUUCCCUACUGACCUUCUGUCUUCGCGCAUUGUUCAUUUUUGAUUAAUUGGCAAAACAAUGUCUUAUUUCGUCGCAUAUUCCACCAGAGUUUAUUUGGGGAAACUCCUCUACGGUUUA